AACGUACACUCAUUUUUUACCGAGCUCCGCAAAAAAAUUCAGAAAGAUUGUGGAAAAACAAGUUUACAGUCAUCACUAUUACUGUUUUUAUUUGUUCAAGAUAUAAUUACUUUCCUGUGACUGGAAUAAGAAUUUGAUAAUUUAUUUCGGCAUGACCAUGCGAAAUCGUGACAAAUAGAAAGGAAGAAGCUAGCCGUUCUAUUGCUAAUCAACAAGAGAGAAACGUGCUUAUAGACAACUGCCAUAACUACGCUUGCCCUAUGGAUAAUAUCAUACUUUCGAAUGCUGUUGAAGAUGACGAAUUCCCCCCCUUUACCGGUUACUCCGUGCAAACGUCCACCCUCCAAAAACCCCAACAUGAACUCUGACAUCGUGGCUACCCUCUCCUUACUCAUCAACUCCAGGUCUGACGCCAUUGAGAAAAUGGUAGGCACGACCACCAUGGUUAUCGAAGGCUUGAAAAAGACUGGAGUUUGUAUGUGGUGAAAUAAAGGAUGUGGAAAAAAUAAUAACAAUGUCUACCAUAGACGUCUCACUGAUCUGGAACAAUACACAAGAAGAUGGAACAUGAGACUCCACGGAUUGCCAGAGGUGGAGAAUGAGGAUGUGCGAGGAGAGGCUAUCCGCAUCUGCCAAGAAGUUAUGCCUGCAGAGAAGAACAAAGUUGGUGGUACCAUGGACGUCGUGCAUCGCCUCGGCAAGAAGCAACAGCAAAACAAUUCAAGACCAAGGGGUAUCAUCAUCCUCUUCAUUGCCAGAUUAUACAAGGAUGCUGUCUGGAAAGCUGUUAGGAAGAACGCCUUCCUUCAGAGCCAUGGUAUGCGUUUCGCCGAGCAUCUCAGCCCAGAGGACAUGGAAAGAAGGAACAAGUUGUGGCCAAAGAUCAAGAAAGUACGAAAUGAGGCUUACUUCGGAGGACGACGCUUCGUCAACGGUUCAGAAAUCCACAUUCCUCCCUAAAAUCUCACCAGAAGGAACAGAUUGAUGGUUUUGGCCAUGGUAUUCUCAUUUUCCCUUUAUUGUUUACUUUACCUAACAAGGUGACAAUUUUUCGGAAUACUGAGGUACUUCAAGUUAUUAGUUUGGUCUUGUAUGACGAAGGCCUAUUUUGUUUACAAACUUACGAAGAAGACUGAAAGUUAUAUUUAUUGUUUAUGUACACAGUAACUAAGAUACUGUUUUUAAAGAGCAAACAGGUCUACUCUGACUUUACACGGUUGUUCUAUUUAGUUAUUACUACUUAUUUCCAAGUGAAAAGGGUCUUAGAAACAUGUAUGUAAAACAUUUUCUAUUCCAUUUUUUCUGAUCAGUUUUCAUAUGCACUUAAAGUAUUAGGUACCCUUUUAAUUUAAAUUAUUAUUUUGUAUUUUCUCAGAAUAGUUCCUGAUUCCACUAAAGAGGGUUUUUAGUCUCUUACUUCAAAGAACCCUUGGUUUGGUCUUGAACACAAUUUUCAGUUGAGUUGAAUUUCAAAAGCUGGACAACAUCUAGCUCAGAGUUUAUGAAAUAAGCUAUUUUCACUUAGUUGACUUAAAUGGUGAAGAUCUCGGUUCCUUAUCGCUUACGUUCACUGCUCCUAUGUUUUUUGACGACUCCUACUACAGUUUAUACUUUAUAUAAUCUUUGUUUUGUCUUUGUCUAUAGUUUCUCUUAAUGCUAGGGUGUUACGAAACAAUGCACAAGGCCUUAUUUUUAUUUGCUCAACAAUUUCAAACAUAUUUUUGCUUUUUUCAAGAGUCUCACUCCAUUUUGGCUGGUGCCAACUUCUGGAGGUCACAGUGGGGCAACGAUAUUUGGCUUUCCCAUGGAUCUGAACGCACUGCUGGUGUCAUUACAAUGAAAAAUCCCUUUGAGAUGCAGUCGCAGGUAAAUCACAACUUCCACCCAGAGAGUGAGGUGAACAUCAACAAGCUGGUGAACAUCAAGCUGACUGCAUCCUACACCUACCUCUCCCUGGGGAUGUAUUUCGACAGGGACGAUGUGGCUUUGCGCAGCUUCUCUAGUUUUUUCCUGGAGCGCUCUGUGAAGGAGAGAGAGCAGGCAGAAAAAUUGCUGGAAUACCAGAAUAUGAGAGGCGGUCGCGUUCUCCUUCAGCCCAUCGCUAAACCCAGCAGGGAGGACUGGCGAGGUGGCCUGGAUGCCAUCACCUUCUCCCUGGAGUUUCAGAAAACCCUCAACACGUCCCUCCUCGAAGUGCACCGUGGUGCCAACACUCACACUGACCCCCAUCUGUGUGACUUCCUAGAGCAGCACUUCCUGUCCGACAGCCAUGACACCAUUAAGAAGCUGGGUGACCAUCUGGGCAGCCUGACCCGCCUCACUUCCUCCGAGACCCAUGGCUCCAUGGGAGAAUACCUGUUUGACAAGCACACCCUGUAAGACUCACAGCAAGAAGAGAGCACAGCUUUCACACAGGGACUGGAGUCUGGAGAGUUGCAUUUUCAUUACAAGUAGCACUAAAGUGGGAUUUAGCAAUAGAACCACAUACCUCUUACAGUACGUACAGAAAACAAUACAAGACCAUGGAACAGUUAAAUACCUCAACACCCGUUUACCACUUCUGAUGUGAACAGUAGUUACCACUGACAAACAGAAAGGUGUAAUGGGUUCGCACUCAAAGAUAUGUCACAUAAAUCUUACUAUUCAAUUUUAUUGAAAUUAUUUUCACUGCAUCAGGGAUAGCAUACAAAGACAUUUCGGCUUUACAUCCUUCAGUGUGUAGGUACAAUUUUAUUUAAAUUCGAAACCGCAUUUUUAGAGAACAACCGAUGAGCAGCAGGUACUUCUGAUCAGGGUUGCCACUCAUCUGCCAAUCAGGUAUGUGUCUUUGCUGGCCAACCGGUAUACAUAUUAGUCACAGAGUAAUACAGAAUUAUAGGGUAUGGGAGUGGGCACGAAGGGCAACCGCCCCAGGUGUCCGUUCACCUAAACAACUCUGGUGCUAUAAGUCAACUUGGUUUCUGCCAUAGAGUUGAUCAAGCAUUCCAGCAGUAAAUAUGCUUCAUUGUGUUGUGCAUUCCUACAUACAGUGGGGCAAAAAAGUAUUUAGUCAGCCACCAAUUGUGCAAGUUCCCCCACUUAAAAAGAUGAGGCCUGUAAUUUUCAUCAUAGGUACAAUUCAACUAUGACAGACAAAAUGAGUAAAACAAAUCCAGAAAGUCACAGUGUAGGAUUUUUAAUGAAUUUAUUUGCAAAUUAUGGUGGAAAAUAAGUAUUUGGUCAAUAACAAAAGUUUAUCACAAUACAAUGUUAUAUACGCUUUGUUGGCAAUGUCAAACGUUUUCUGUAAGUCUUCACAAGGUUUUCACACACUGUUGCUGGUAUUUUGGCCCAUUCCUCCAUGCAGAUCUCCUCUAGAGCAGUGAUGUUUUGGGGCUGUUGCUGGGCAACACGGACUUUCAACUCCCUCCAAAGAUUUUCUAUGGGGUUGAGAUCUGGAGACUGGCUAGGCCACUCCAGGACCUUGAAAUGCUUUUUACGAAGCCACUCCUUCAUUGCCCGGGCGGUGUGUUUGGGAUCAUUGUCAUGCUGAAAGACCCAGCCACGUUUCAUCUUCAAUGCCCUUGCUGAUGGAAGGAGGUUUUCACUCAAAAUCUCACGAUACAUGGCCCCAUUCAUUCUUUCCUUUAUGCGGAUCAGUCGUCCUGGUCCCUUUGCAGAAAAACAGCCCCAAAGCAUGAUGUUUCCACCCCCAUGCUUCACAGUAGGUAUGGUGUUCUUUGGAUGCAACUCAGCAUUCUUUGUCCUCCAAACACGACGAGUUGAGUUUUUACAGGCCUCUCUCAUCUUUUUAAGUGGGAGAACUUGCACAAUUGGUGGCUGACUAAAUACUUUUUGCCCUACUGUAAUUCUUAAUCAGUGCUGUGUUACACCUAGUUUCAUUACUCCAAAAAGCAGCAUAUCAUCAAGGAUGUUCUCAAGGAUUUAAUAAACAGUUGUAUUUAAAUAAAAGUAACACUAUUGAUGG
Messenger RNA from Oncorhynchus keta (chum salmon), 3967 nucleotides. Its product is annotated as Ferritin, lower subunit-like. Gene Ontology annotation, molecular function: ferrous iron binding; ferric iron binding. The transcript has 5 exons. Gene Ontology annotation, biological process: intracellular iron ion homeostasis; iron ion transport. NCBI's taxonomy places the organism in Eukaryota, Metazoa, Chordata, Actinopteri, Salmoniformes, Salmonidae. The coding region runs from base 1654 to 2379 and encodes 241 amino acids. Gene Ontology annotation, cellular component: cytoplasm. The record is from RefSeq and is a predicted model, not a curated record.